AUGGCGCGUCCAGCUGAGUCUGCGGGCAGCAACAACGCUGCAGCUGCUGCUCCUCAGCAGCAGCAGACGCUGCAGCAUCAGCAGCUGUCGCGCGAAGGCUUGAACUCUGAAGGGUCUGUCGGCUCUACAGCUUCUCCUUCUUCUGGAGAGACUGAGCGCUGCGCAAGCAGCCCCAAAACGGGAAAGGUGAAGUACAGGUCUAUUUCCUCUUCUGAUGUGGGGGACAGAGGCGUUGCUGCAAGCGACUCUGGCGUGGAUGAGGAGGUGCUGUUGAUAAGGCCGAAGCUUCGAGGGACAAUUCAUUUGGGGCUUUUUCUCAUGGCCCCUGUUUGGGUGGCUUUGCUUUUGAGUGCAUGCAAACGCCUUAUCAGUGUGUUUGCUGCUUCCAUCAGCUGUCUCUCUUUCCUUACGAACUUCGCUGCAAGUGCGCUGCUGCACAGCGGAAGCUGGGGGCCGCAGAGGCGUUCCCUUAUUGUUAAACUUGAUCAUGCAGGCAUCUUCGUGGUCAUCAGCAGUUGCACAACUCCCAUUCCGUUGCUGCUGUUCGACUUCUGGCCCUCUGUGCUUCUGCUAGCCGUUCAGGGCCUUGCAACAUUGUAUGGGUUUUGGACAAUAAUGUUUGGAGAUUUAUCUUCAGGGGCGCGUCUGCGUCGUGCGUACACAUACAUCGGAAUCGGGUUGCUGCAUGCGGCGUUUUUGAAGUCGUAUGUUUCUGUAUUGACAGCGAAGGAAGUGGCGCUGGUGAUCUCCCUUGCAGCAUUUUAUAUUGUCGGGGCUUUGGUUUACGGCAGCCGCUGGCCAGACCCCUUCCCCGCUUUUUUCGGCUUCCACGAACUCUUCCACCUCUGCUGUUGCAUCAGCUUUUGCCUUACGCUGUGGCUCAACUACGAGGUCAUCACUAGGGCAGAGGCCGCAACAGCAGAAGCUGCAGCAGCGGCAGCAGCAGCGGCAGCAGCAGCGGCGGCAGCAGCUUGA
Messenger RNA from Eimeria acervulina, 975 nucleotides. Its product is annotated as hemolysin, putative. The record is from RefSeq and is a predicted model, not a curated record. NCBI's taxonomy places the organism in Eukaryota, Apicomplexa, Conoidasida, Eucoccidiorida, Eimeriidae. The transcript has 3 exons. Bases 1 to 975 code for a protein of 324 amino acids. Gene Ontology annotation, cellular component: membrane.